Molecule: messenger RNA, 1536 nt
Organism: Pyricularia pennisetigena
Lineage: Eukaryota; Fungi; Ascomycota; Sordariomycetes; Magnaporthales; Pyriculariaceae
Exons: 5
Coding region: 1-1536 (511 amino acids)
Molecular function (GO): oxidoreductase activity
Source: RefSeq, a predicted model, not a curated record
AUGGUUGCAGACAUCAACGUCGACGUACUCAUCAUCGGUGCAGGCCCAACAGGUUUGGGCGCUGCCAAGCGUCUGCAUCACCUUAACGGCCCAUCAUGGCUGAUUCUGGACUCCAGCGAAAAGGCCGGCGGUCUUGCGUCCACUGAUGUUACUCCAGAAGGCUUUCUCUACGAUGUGGGAGGACAUGUGAUUUUCUCUCACUACAAGUACUUUGAUGACUGUCUUGACGAGGCCCUUCCAAAAGAGGACGAUUGGUUCACUCACCAGCGCAUCUCGUACGUGCGGUACAAGAACCUGUGGGUUCCGUACCCCUUCCAGAACAACAUUUCGAUGUUGCCCAAGGAGGACCAAGUCAAGUGUAUAGAUGGCAUGAUUGACGCAGCCCUCGAGGUGCGCGUUGCCAACACCAAGCCAAAGGACUUUGACGAGUGGAUCAUGCGCAUGACUGGCGAAGGUGUGGCCGACAUUUUCAUGCGCCCAUACAACUACAAGGUCUGGGCUGUGCCGACGACCAAGAUGCAAUGCCAAUGGCUCGGUGAGCGGGUGGCUGCACCAGAUGUCAAGUUGGUGACAAGGAACGUCAUUCUCGGCAAGGUGGCUGGCAACUGGGGUCCCAACGCUACUUUCCGCUUCCCGGCCAAGGAUGGCACUGGAGGUAUCUGGAUUGCUGUGGCCAACACGCUGCCUGAGGAGAAGAAGCGCUUCGGCAAGCAGGGCGAGGUUAGCAAAGUUGACGCUGAGAGCAAGGUCGUCACGCUCGCCGAUGGUACCACCAUCGGUUAUGGCAAGCUCAUAUCAACCAUGCCUGUCGACCACCUCGUCGAGAAGAUGGGUCGUCAAGACCUCGUGUCGCUUUCGCAAGGUCUAUUUUUCUCGUCAACCCACGUGAUCGGAGUUGGCCUCCGGGGUGAGCGUCCUGAGCGUAUCGGGGACAAGUGCUGGCUUUACUUCCCUGAGGACAAUUGCCCCUUCUACAGGGCGACUGUCUUUUCCAACUACUCACCGUACAAUCAACCUGAUGCCGAAAAGAAGCUGCCGACCAUGCAACUAGGAGACGGCUCUAAGCCCUCGUCGAGCGAGGCCAAGGGGGGUCCCUACUGGUCUAUCAUGCUUGAGGUGUCACAGUCGAGCAUGAAGCCCGUGGACGAGGAGAACCUUCUGAGGGACUGCAUACAGGGCCUUGUCAACACGGAUAUGAUCAAGGCCGACGAUGAGAUUGUAUCCACAUACCACCGCAAGUUUGAUCACGGCUAUCCCACGCCGACGCUAGAGAGGGAAGGCGUGCUCAAGGAGUUGCUCCCGAAGCUGCAGGACAUGGAUAUCUACUCUCGCGGACGUUUCGGCAGCUGGAGGUAUGAGGUCGGCAACCAGGAUCACUCAUUUAUGCUUGGCGUCGAAGCCGCGGACCAUAUCGUCACGGGCGCCGUGGAGCUCACCCUCAACUAUCCAGACUUUGUCAACAGCCGCCAAAAUAACGAAAGGAGGCUUGCUCAGCAAGGCUUCCGCCCCCAGGCCAACGGUGUGCCACUUAGAUAA